This is a messenger RNA of Haliotis rufescens (red abalone), 3619 nucleotides long. RefSeq lists its product as uncharacterized. The record is from RefSeq and is a predicted model, not a curated record. The transcript is spliced from 5 exons. The coding region runs from base 1 to 2385 and encodes 794 amino acids. Lineage: Eukaryota; Metazoa; Mollusca; Gastropoda; Lepetellida; Haliotidae.
AUGCUGAUAGAUAGUGGUGAUGAGACCGCUACAGAACAGAAACAGCUAGCUCAAGGUGCAAGUGUGAUUGAGACUAGACAAGAGGAUGUGCAGAGUUCAGAGCAGAUGGGUCACCAGGAGAGGGAGAUUUCCAUUCUACAGUUUCGUAGCGAAGUAGAAAAUUGGAUUACUCGCAUGGAGAAUGUCCUGGCGGAUCACCUUGAAAGUGUGUCUUCUAGGGAGUUCAAGUCAUCAAAAAGUUUCAAGUCAUCGAGACAUUCCAGGAGUUCAACCAGGUCAGCAUAUACAAAGGAGCGUGCAAGGUUGGCUGAACUUUUAGUUGAAAAGUCUUUUCUUGAAGAGUCUAAGAAAUUGCAAUCUUUGAAGUUAGACAUUAAAAUUGCUAAAUCUCAGGCACCUCAUAGACAGAUGGCAACAGCUAUGUUGUCACCUCAGCCUAAGGUGCCAAAGUUUAAAGGUGACCCUACAGAAUAUGGUGCAUUUAUCAUGUCUUUUGAUGCCCGUAUAGUUCCUCAUGCUAGCAGCUCUAUAGAUCGACUCUACUACCUGGAACAGCAGCUUGAGGGAGAACCAAAGGACUUGAUUGCUGGAUGUCUCUACAUUGAUCCAGAGGAAGGCUACACUAAGGCCAGGGACCUGUUGAGUAGUGAAGCACAACUUCAUAGCAACAGGCCUGUUGACUUUGAAAAUCUUGUGCAUUUCAUUGAGUUUGCUUCUAGAUCUGCUAAUGAGCCUGUGUUUGGAAAGGAAGCUAUAUCCAAGAGCCAAGUUCACUGGGGAUCCAAACAAGGCAAGAGUUCAAAGAAAGAUGGAGCCAAGUCAAGUAGUUUCGUGACUGGUGUAGACAGUUCGAACCACAAGCAGGAUAAAUACCGAAGUGUUUCGUGCUACUUCUGCAGAGGACCUCAUGACAUUGAAUCCUGCAAACAGUUUGGUCAGAAAUCUCUCAGUGAACGGAGGACAUAUCUUCAAGAGAAAAAAAUGUGCUUUGGAUGUUUUGGAUUCAAUCACAUGGUAAAGGGCUGUAUGAAGAAACGAAGCUGUAAGAAGUGUGGAAAGUGUCAUCCAACAAUACUGCAUGAUGAGAACUUCCGUUCUGCAAGUAAGAACGUAGAUCAGAAGUCUUCUGAAGCUUUUGAUUCUCUUGUAUCUCCAGAUCAAGAGAAGUCUGUGUCAUCUUCAUGCAACAACAUUGAACCUGUUAUUUCAGAUACUGUGCUCCAAGCUAUUCUUCCAGUUCUGAUUCAACAAAAGGGAAGUGACAAGCUGGUGAAGAUCUAUGCACUACUUGACAACGGGAGUACUGGCUGCUUUAUAACGGAGGAUCUUAGACAGCGACUUGAGACUACAUCUACAGAAUCUUCACUGAAACUUCGGACUAUGCACGGACUUCAUGUUGUGAGUACGCACGUUGUGGAAGGUCUUGUUGUGUCAGAUCUCAGUGGUGAUAAUGCAGUGACGCUUCCAAGAACUUUCACUCGAGAGGAGAUACCUGUAAGUCAUAGUCAGAUUCCCAAUCCUGACAUUCUGAAGAAAUGGCCUCAUCUGUGUGCUAUGGCUGACAAGUUGCCCAAAUACCUACCUAAUCUGGAUAUUGGUCUUCUUAUUGGGAGUAACUGUCCUCUUGCACUUCAACCUCAGCAAGUGAUUCCAUCUCAAGGUGAAGGUCCUUUCGCCGUACUCUACAGACAUGGAUGGACUGUCAGUGGGCCGCUUUAUAUCAAGUUCAACCCAGUUGAUAAUACGCUCACAUGCAAUCGUGUGCUCUUCCAAGAAUUCACCUCGGCAAAAGAAUGUCUCACUGAUGUGAUACUGAAUAUGUUUGAAAUGGAUUUUAAUCCCAAGGACACUGGAAUAUUACCUGGUGAACGUGGUUUCUCUAGAGAGGAUGAUCAGUUUAUCGACAUGGCAAAUAAAGGCAUCGCGGAAGUUAACGGCCACUUUGAAUUGCCAUUACCUCUCAGGGAUCCAGACAUUGAUUUUUCCAACAACAGAGAACAAGCCGAGAAGAGAGCAAUGUGGCAAAGGAAGAAAAUGCUACAUGAUGAUGAGUAUCAUGAACAUUAUACUGCCUUAUACCGUCUGCUUUCCAAUGGAUAUGCCUACAAGGUCCCAAGUGAUGAGCUAGCACCUGUACCAGGAAAGGUUUGGUAUCUGCCACACCAUGGUGUAUACCAUCCGAAGAAGCCUUCAAAAAUCCGCGUAGUAUUUGACUGCAAAGCAAAGUUUGAAGGGUUUUCUUUAAAUGACAGACUCUUGCAAGGACCUGAUCUCACGAACUCCCUGAUAGGUGUUCUUACCAAAUUCAGAAAUGAACCAGUUGCCUUCAUGGCUGAUAUUGAAGCCAUAUUUUUUACAAGUUCGUGUUCCUCCUCAACAACAUGAUCUGUUACGCUUUCUGUGGUGGCCAAAUGGUGACUUGAACUCGGAGCUACAUGAGUAUAGGAUGGCUGUUCACAUUUUUGGAGCAGUUUCUUCCCCCAGCAUAUCCAACUUUGCUCUCAAAGCUGCUGCAAAGAAAGCUGAAGAGAAGUAUGGAAGCCUUGCUGCUGACACAAUCUGCAACAAUUUUUAUGUUGAUGAUUGUCUCAAAUCGGAAUGCACGGAAGAGGCUAGUCUGUCUUACAGACCCUGAUACAUUUAUAUCAACUACAGCCCAUGCAAGUCUAUAAUGUUUGGCAAGUCUAGAUUACUGCAGUAUCAGGGUCUGUACAAAUCUGCUGAAUUCACAAGCGAGCACAGAGCUUGUAAUUAUCAGUAAAUCUCUAGCUGUCAUUAGUGUUUAGUAUUAGCAUGUGGUGAGCCUCACCCCCCUCCACUCCCCAAGACCCCACACUGAGACAAGACCUCCCGCUCUGGCCCUGCCAACUCACUCUGGCCAGACAACAUGUGGGAUUAUAUUGGAGACUUAGUGACAUAUAUAAAAUCUAGUUUCUUUAUUUCUUUCAUUGUCACCCUGGUUCGGAAAGAUGAGGAUUUCUAAAGGUUUCUAAAGGUUUUUCACUGCUGUGUAAGAAUUGCUUUUUUUCUAUUCUGCUUGUAAGAAUGAAUAGGAACAUAACUGAGCUUAUUGCUUCAUCACUGAUGAAAGCAAAUAUACAGAGAAUACGUCCAAAUCAAAAGACAGUCAUUGAAAGGUACUUAGAUGGCAAAGAUGUGUUGUUUUGCUCUCCAACCGGGAGUGGAAAAUCAUUGACUUUUGAACUUUCUCCCUAUUUAUACAAGGCAGUAGAAAACACAAGCCAUGCUACUGUCAUUGUUGUGUCACCCUUGAUUGCUCUUAUGAAGAAGCAAACGGAGAAAUGUGUGUCAAUAGGACUCAAAGCUGUGUACAUGAAUGAUGUCGCACAGGAGGCAACACCGACAAAUGAUGACAGUCUGGUAUCAACCAUUGAGAAAUUGACCGUCGAUGACAUAAGGGAUGGAAAAGCAGACAUAAUAUUCACCAGUCCAGAAUCUAUUCUUGGACAUCAUCGGAACAUAGUUACUGAAUUGGAUAAAGAAAAACAUCUGAAGGCAGUUUUCAUAGAUGAAGCACAUUGUAUUUCCAAAUUUGGAAUGUCCAGUGACAAGAACACGGCUCCAUUUCGACCAGCUUAUGGGCAGCUUGGAGAGCUAA